This is a messenger RNA of Nilaparvata lugens (brown planthopper), 2517 nucleotides long. RefSeq names its product pleckstrin homology domain-containing family F member 2 (gene rush). The coding region runs from base 130 to 1008 and encodes 292 amino acids. The record is from RefSeq and is a predicted model, not a curated record. Gene Ontology annotation, molecular function: phosphatidylinositol binding; metal ion binding. Gene Ontology annotation, cellular component: early endosome. Lineage: Eukaryota; Metazoa; Arthropoda; Insecta; Hemiptera; Delphacidae. The transcript has 10 exons.
AUCAUUUAAAAUAUCAAUAUUACAAUAAACUAUUUUAAUACUGCGUCAAUGGAAUGAGGAGUCCAUUGGAUUCCGCAGUAGCGGAAUUCUGUCAGUGACAGUGUGGGUGAGUGGGCGAAUGUUGAAAACAUGGUAGACAGAUUGGUGAAUAGUGAAGCAAAUGCUCGUCGAAUUGCUAUGGUUGAAAGCUGCUUUGGCAGCUCGGGACAGCCUCUCAAUGUUCCCGGAAGAGUUUUGGUCGGAGAAGGUGUCCUGACAAAAAUGUGCCGAAAAAAGCCCAAAGCGCGCCAGUUUUUCCUAUUCAACGACAUUUUAGUGUAUGGAAAUAUUAUAAUCAACAAGAAAAAGUACAAUAAACAACAUAUAAUCCCACUGGAGGAAAUCAAAUUGGAGUCGUUAGAAGAUGAUGGACAACUGAGAAAUGGGUGGCUGAUUCGGACCGCGACAAAAUCGUUCGCAGUUUAUGCAGCUACUUCAACAGAAAAACAGGAGUGGAUGGCCCACAUCAACAAAUGCAUAGAGGAUUUGUUGAGGAAAAGUGGAAAGAAGGCUGUGGAGGUGCAUGCUGCAGUUUGGGUACCUGACUCUGAGGCAGCUGUUUGUAUGCAUUGUAAAAAGGCCCAAUUCACCGUCCUCAACCGAAGGCAUCACUGUAGAAAGUGUGGCGCCGUGGUGUGCGGUCCCUGUUCGAACAAGCGCUUCCUCCUUCCGAGCCAGUCUUCCAAGCCACUGCGUGUCUGCCUCGACUGCUACGACACCCUCUCCAGGGCCAAGGCCCAACACAACAACAUCUCCGAGCACGUCAUCAACAAAGACAUGAAAGAGCGUAGCGGAUCUGCAGACUCUUCAGGGGAAGAAGACUCAGAUGAGGAUGAAGAUAACCGACAGAACGACACUACACCCGAUCAGUCAAGCUCCGACGAAGCAGGCCAGAAGAAAUAUGUUUCUCAAAACGACAGUGAAAAUCAUUUACCUAAAUGGAAGCCUCUCCGGUCGACUGUAGUUUGAUGAAUAACCAAAGUUUUAUGGAACGUCCUCAGCAGCUAAUGGAAGUGGAGAUUAACAGCAGCUUAAUCUACAAGAAUUUAUCUAAAAAGUAUAUUAUUAAUUUUGUUGAUAAUUGAGUUAGCAAGUAUUCUGUUGUUUACUUGUACUUGGACAUUGGUAACUUUAACAUAAUUUGUAAUAGUUUUUCGAAACGUGUAGGCUAACCUUUAAAUUUUUCGAAGUGCUCGUCAAUGUCAAAUAAAAUUUGACAUUUUGUGCUUAAAUCAAAAAAGUGAGUUGUAACAAAAUAAAUCUUGAAGAAUUAGUUUGAUAUUUAAUAGUUUGGUUUAUAAGACUAAAGUAUUCAUAGCAUAUCAAGUCGUCUAUGAAAAAUCAAUUUUUAAUAUGUUUCUUUCUUUAUUUUUAAACUGUUGAAAAAUAAUGAUUCUAAUAACUAUUGUAACUAUUCAUGAUCAGUUUACUAUGAGUUGGUUCGUGUGAUGAUUCAUAAGUGCUAAUUACUCAACUGAAAACUCCCCAUAAAUCCGUAAGAUAUUUGAUAUUUACAAGUAGCCUUCAUAACAAAGACUGAAGAUAUUAUAUUAUUUGUAUUUUGUAAGGUAAUACGAAACUUUUAUUCUUUUUGCUGUUUUUAAGUUCAAUAUAAUAAAUUGUAACUUUACUCAACAGAUGUCAAUGGCUUUGAUUAGCUUACUAGGCCUAUAUAUGUUUUUCUGGAUCUGAUUUAAAGACCAAUUCUAUUUUUAAAUGCAAGCAAUCAAAGCUUUUUUCAAGUGGCUAAAUAUGUUGAGGUACCUUUUUCAAUAUUGAAAUUGAAUGAAAUAUUGUUUAAUGAUUUUGAAGAAUUUCACGAAACGUUUGGCUGCUCACACCAGUGUGACCUCUAUUACAUCAUUUAUUACCUUCAAACAACCAGUUGAAACUUGAUAGAUGAAUUUUGUAAAUACAAAAAAUUUAUUGUAGUUUUUUCUAGCAGAAACUUGUUGAGCAUUGAUAAAAAUGAAUUAUAUAACUUUGUUAUCUUUUUUAGUUAUAAAAUGAUUUAGCUCUGUUAAAUUUUCAAAUCAAAAUGAUAGCCUAUUCAAACUGUUUAAUAAUUACAGCUAUUGUAUUGUAAAAUCUCUUCUCUAUAAUAUUCUGUAGUAUUCUUUGUAUUCUUCGAAAUCAAGAGAAAUGGUUCUCUUGUAAUAAGUAAAUUAAAGAACGCAAUAAUUUAAAAAUAUGUUUUGAAACAACUAAUCACAUAAUCACCUUCUUACAUAGGUACUUGGAUUUUAUUUCACAUUCACUAUUAUAUUUAGUUUAGAAUAUUCUGAAAAUAUUAUCUCUGUCAUUUGUAUAUUAAUAAACGAGUGCAACUCGACGUUUUUUAUUCUUGGGUAUUGAGAUGAAAUAAUAUCACACUGAAGCUGUAGGUUAUUCUCCACUAUUAAUAUUAAAUAAUCAAUCAACAAGUUGCAUAAUCAAUUAAAAGUUGUAAAUAAAGAAUAUUUUUUUAAAGCUUUCCAA